Amoebophrya sp. A120 is the source of this 4262-nucleotide messenger RNA. The record is from the annotation of a GenBank genome assembly. Lineage: Eukaryota; Dinophyceae; Syndiniales; Amoebophryaceae.
UUUUGUGUGAAAAUUUUUGUUGCGCGUCGCUUAUUUUUCGUGCCUAACAACAGCCCGACGCUGUGAUCGAGCACAUCUUCUGUUCCUAGAACAUAAUUGAUUUUGAUCUAUGAUUUGGCAAGCACCAACAAACAUGAUGUCCUUGUCCUCGCAGGUGUUCACCAGUUUCUUGCAGGAUCACUUCCACCAACCGCACAUUGGGCGUCGACCACCUGCUCACCCGGCCAAAUCGCCGUCUUCUCCCGAAUUUGUUUUUCCCUCAUUUUCAUCACCCCCGCGGCCUCCACGUUCUUGUACUAGAACUUCUUUCCUCAGCAGCCUGACGGGAGCUUCGACGCCGCCAGUGUUUCACUCCAUCAAUGUGCUCCACCCGCCGGACCCGAACCACCCGGACAAGGUCGGCGAUCUGAUCUCCGACCUGGGGUUCGACAGCCCCGCCAGCCCGAUCCUGUUCGGCCAUGUAUGCAUUGCAAAAAUGUCUGGGUCUGGAAGAUUGGUGAGGUUUGUGAUGCUGUGUCUGCUUGACACGAAAGGUGUGCCAUGCAAGGCCUAGCAUCACAGGUUUGGAGACGGUUUCCCAAUGCUUAAUCCGCAUGACAAACGCCUUCUUUCGGCGACAGGAAAUGGAGUGCUCCCUUUGCUGUCUAAGCAUGACAGAUCUUUGUGUGAUCCAAGUACGCAUCACAAGUUCGCAUCCUUCCAGACACAUACAUUUUUGCAUUUGAUGCCACAGCUCGUUGAACAACGCGCCGAACUACAUCGCCACCACGGACAUGUUCAAUCUGGACAACACCUGCUUCGUCGGCAGCAGGCGGUGUCCCGCCGCCGCCCAGGACGCGGUGCGGAAGCUGCUCGGCGGGGAGGAGGCGGUCCUUUCCGACCCGGCGAAACAGGACGUGGUCGCGAAAGUCCGCAACCACCCCUUUUUCGACGAUUCGGAUCUGCAGCACACCGACCCGGAGUACCAGCAGACCGCGGUCAAGUUCCACCCGAAGUUCACGUUUCGCUACCCGCUGUUCGGCCCCGUGCGGGUGCAGCUCCGCGAAAUCGGGUACCUGAAGAACGCCGACGCCUCGGAGGACAACACGCAGGACCCGUCGAGCGCGAUCGACGACAGUCCGACGGGCGCGACGGUGAAGGAGGUGCAGGACAAGGUGAAAAGCGGCAAGUUUGUGAAGUACGUGAAAACCGGGUCCGAGCACGCAAAUUCGACGGACGCGAAGGGCCUGGCGCCGGUGGUGCACUUCGACCAGCGGUUUUUCGUGGGGCGCCUGGAUCGGCUGCAGUUCGAGAAGGCGAUCUACCUGCGAGAAAUCCUUCCGUUUCGCAACGAAAAGAUGGGCCUGAGCGCGCAGCACUUGGCGGAGAACGGGGACAAGGCGCUGGAGAGCUCCAGUGUGGGGUUCUCGAACGCGGGAUUCUCCGCGAAGGCGGGGGAAGCGGGUGUGGCAGGAGUGGGGGUGCCACAAGGGCAUCAAACGAGCGGCAGCACCAGUGCCAGUAUCGGCACCAACCGCCACUUCCAGCUGUUUUUGCAAAAAGACGAGAUGGCGAUGCGGCGAAAAUUGGAAAACCCGCGGGAAAGCGACCAGCUGACGGACGACGAUUUGGACGUGCUGAAUGCGAUCGUGGAGGACUACGGCCAGGCGCAGACCGCGUUUCUGCAGCCCUCGCAGCACUUCCCGCUGCGCAGCGUGUUGUACAAUCUGCACACCGCGAAACCCGUCGACGAGAACGUGUCCGCCGAGGAAAUAGCCGCGGCGGACGCGCUGGCAAAGGCGGGCUCCGGGGGGUUCGGAAUAGUACAACAGCUUCCCUCCGUGUCCGAUGUGACAAAUUCGCUCAGUUCGCUCGCGUCGCGCAUCCCGGGGCUCGGGACAGGUGGCAGUAGUGGUCCUAAGGCGUCGCAACUGAUGGCAAGUUUGGUCAAGAAGUACCUCCCGGAAAACGCGGGAAAUGUGGACGGCGACCCUUCGUCCAUUACCGAAGUACGGGUGCCAAAAGUGCCGGCGGAAAAGUCAGGCGCGGAAGCCGAGGAGCUGGCGAAAGCAGAGGAAGAGCAGACGAACGGAACAAGUGCCACAGCAGUUUCGGAGGCACCAGAUUCCGCACAGGCCACGACCCGCACGGCGACGCUGUAUUUCUCCCCGACCGACAAGCUUCCCACCGACGCGAAGCCCCUGAUGCGGAACCAGUCGGACUUUUUCUCCCCGAUCUGCGGGAACACGGGGAAGGACAAGUCCCGGGUGAUGGAACUGCGCGUCGACUCGGAGGACGACAAAAAUCUGAUGCUCUCCGGCAACAGCAGCGGGCGGAUCCACCAGUCCGUGAUGAUGGUGGUCCGCAACACCGAGAACACGGCGCUCUGCCUGUGCAACGGCCUGCACAAGGGCUGCAGUGCCCCGGGGUGGCGACCGCUGGAGCAGCCAUACUACCUGGAGGAGGUCGCGUAUCGCGAGAAAAAAACUGUGUUAGUGUAAGUCUUUUGGGAAAACAGCAUCACAAGUUUGUCUGCCAUGACAGGAAAAACUUGUUAUGCGCAGAUAGGAAGGGAAGACACAUAGGAAGCGAGCCGAUCAUGCAUAUCGAGCAUGACAAGUGUAACUGUUUUGCAUUUUCUGCAUCACAGAUUUACACUUACACAGUUUUUUUCUUUCAUAUCGCGUCCGGGAUGGAGAAGGACACUCUGCUGAAGAUCGACAACAAAAUAUCCUAUUUAAAAACGUCCCCACCCCAUAGCUGUAAUGCAAAUCUGCAUGCUGAUCAUGUUUCUCAUGCGGAGCCCCAUGAGAAGCAGUUCCAGCCGUGUUUUGCAAUUUGUCAUGCUCCAAUCAGCAUGGUAGGCUAGAUCUGUGAUGCUGCUGAGCUAGCUCAAACAGCACUACACUACGAAUCCAAAUUUGUCAUGCAAAACAGCCAAAACUUGUGGAUUUGUCUAGCCGAUUCCCCAUCUUGACUAUGGUGUGGGGACGUUUUUGCUCAGGAUACAAAAUUCCGAGCAGCAUGAUGAACGUCAAACUAAGCAGCUUUUUAGAUACCCGCGCGACGCCGGUAAGCGAGGCGGGGGAAGACAACGCCAGGUUGUAUCAGCGUGAUGUUUCUGCAACCACUGCCGUCCGGAGAGCGGGGCCUGGAGCAGGUGUUGCAAAUUUUCUUUCCAGAGGAAAUAUUGAAAUAACCAGAAGCAGAAGGACGAAGCCAGGGCUGCUGGGAAUGCGCGCUGGCUUUCCAAUGGUUUUAUCUGCAAAUAAAUCUUCUGCGACGAGCUUUCAACAUCUCGAAGGUGAGCCUCUGAAGAUCAGGCUCGUGCAAAAGGCGAAACAGCCAGGCUGCGACGCGGACAUGCAACUUCCGAGAAGAUCGCGUGGCGUUGUGAUCAUGAAAGCAGCUCGGUUGAAUAAACGAAACGGUAGAACAAUGCAAGGACUCGCUGUUUCAUCCUCCUUCGCAGAGCACAUGGUGGAGCAGAACGCGCCAGAUUACCCACCGUCGCUCGACGGCCCCGGGGAGCCACACGAGAAAUUCGUCCGCGUGGGUGCCGAGGGGCCGCUGGACGAAAAGGCGGUGAUUCGGGAGGCAACGCAGGUGCGGAUCGAGCCGGUGGUUGUGGGGCAGAUCAACGGUCUCGACAAAAUGAACAACAAGCCGGCACAGUACUUCGCGGACCAAGAGAAGCGGGGCGGGCCGAUGGACGAACACGGACAGGUGUUCAACAAGAAGAUGCAGGAGGACAAAAAGAGUUACGAAGCAAGCGAGGUGGCGGAGAUCGCGAAAUUGAAAAAAUACGAGGAUUAUUUGAGAAAAAAGAUCGUUUUGCAAAUGGAAAACACCGAGCCAAUAGUAACGAAGGCAAUAAGUUAAGAAGAAGGCGCAAAGCAAGGGUCAGUAAAGUAAGUACUUACUUAGACCCCACAGUUGGGUACAUCAUCAUUCUACUGCUGAUAGUUGACAAACUCUUCUUCUGAUAAUACUGACAGAUCAUUUAUUUCGCACCGAGCUACAACUGCUGCGGCUGCGAGUACAAACUACAAGAAACAAGAGGCAAUAUUCAGUUUCUUGUAGAAUCUGUGAGGAUCAUGCAAGCCUUCUUUUUAGCUUUGCCUGAUUGUAGCUUUUGCUUUUGAGUAGAUUUUGGUACUGACGGAGUUCUUGCGUUUCAUGUUUCAUUUUUGCUUAUGGACAAUUCGUGAAGAUGUAGGAAAUUAAUGAAAUGGAUCGGUUGUGUUAUGACGUACGUCGAUCUGCAAGUCUUGGGAUUUCAU